Carya illinoinensis is the source of this 1169-nucleotide messenger RNA. RefSeq names its product glycine-rich cell wall structural protein 1.8-like. The record is from RefSeq and is a predicted model, not a curated record. Lineage: Eukaryota; Viridiplantae; Streptophyta; Magnoliopsida; Fagales; Juglandaceae. The transcript has a single exon. The coding region runs from base 22 to 1002 and encodes 326 amino acids.
UUGGCAUUCCAAGAACUUCCCAUGGCUGCACACAAAGUCCUUGGUGUGGUUUUCUUUGUAUUAUGUGGCUUAGGUAUUUGUUUUGCAACUAGAUCCCUCUUCACGCUUGAAGGUGGAAAUGUUCAUGUUGGCUAUGAACAUGGUAUAACUGGUUACGGAGGUGGAGCUGGUAGUGGGGAAGGUGGCGGUGCAGGAUAUGGAGAUGCAAGUGGACAUGGUGGUGGCGGCGGUGGCGGUAGUGGAGGUGGCGGUGGAGCUGCUUAUGGUUCUGGAGGUGUUGGGUAUGGAAGUGGUAGUGGAGAAGGAGGUGGCAUUGGAUAUGGUGCUGCAGGGCAACAUGGGGUUGGAUACGGUGGUGGAGGUGGUGGAGGAAGUGGCGGUGGCGUUGGAUAUGGUGUGGGAGGAGAACAUGGUGUGACUGUUUAUGGAAGUGGUUCUGGUAGUGGGGAAGGUGGCGGUGCAGGUUAUGGAGCUGCAGGUGGACAUGGUGGUGGUGGCGGCAACGGUGGUGGAGGUGGCAGUGGAGGUGCUUAUGGUUCUGGAGGUGCUGGGUAUGGAAGUGGCAGUGGAGAAGGAGGUGGCGCUGGAUAUGGUGCUGCAGGGGGGGCUGGAUAUGGUGGUGGAGGUGGUGGGGGAAGUGGUGGUGGUAGUGGAUAUGGUGAGGGAGGAGAGAGUGGUGCUGGUUAUGGAAGCGGUGAAGGAGGUGGUGCUGGUAGUGGCUAUGGAUCCGGGGGCGAACAUGGAGCUGGCAAUGGUGGAGGAGGUGGUGGUGGGAGCGGUGGAGGCGGUGGAGCAGGUGGUGCAGGAGGAGCACAUGGGGGAGGGUAUGGUGGUGGUGAAGGAGCUGGUGGAGGUUUCGGUGGUGGAGUUGCUGGUGGUGGCGGCGGAGGAGGCUCCGGUGGCGGCGGCGGUGGUGGUAGUGCUGGAGGCACACAUGGAGGUGGUUAUGGGGGAGGUAGUGGGAGUGGAGAGGGUGGUGGACAUGGUGGCUACGCCCCUUGAAACUUCCUUCUCACUAUCAUUAAUUCAUGAAAGGAGUGUGCCUUCUUACUCUAGUAUGAACAAGAGAAUAAGUUUAUUUAACUUCUAAAUAUGUAUUGAGCUAUAAGUGCCAGAGAAAUGCUUGCAAGAAAUUGUUGUAUGUAAUUCUAAUGAAUCUGCAUUGUUCA